Molecule: messenger RNA, 2427 nt
Organism: Symbiodinium sp. CCMP2456
Lineage: Eukaryota; Dinophyceae; Suessiales; Symbiodiniaceae
Source: the annotation of a GenBank genome assembly
AUGGACACAAUGUCCCGGACCCUUUCGCGCGUCGUGACUUGGGGGUCAUGGGCUCUGGCGAUUUGGCUCAUGGAAUUUCAAACGAGCCCCUACGAAGAAGGAAGUUCCUAUAGCAACCGCCUUGAGAGGUCUCCUUUGUACGACCACGGGCUCGCAUCCAACCGGGCGCUGUGGACCUUCCGCUGCGUUGAGUGGGGGAUUGAUGUGCCGUUAAUCAUGUGCGUUUCUGGCCACUUCAUACUUGGGCGCCCCCUGAGCGAUAUUACUCGGCCCUUUCUUCUCACCAGUUUCUACGUCAUCCUCUGCUGGGUGGCCUGCGAAACCAAGUCUGCAGGCAUGAAGUGGAGCUCGGUAAUGCUAUGCUUCUUGAUGUCCACCGGCGCGGCACGCGACAUCUUGAACUGGUGCUCCGCCUUUGAGGAGCAGGCCCCGAAGGAUCUGCCCAACCGAAGCACCCGGCCGAAGAUGGUUCAGGUACUGCUGCUAUUUUAUGCUGGAUUUUGCAUUGCCUUCCUUCUGCCCAUCUUUGGGAUCAACUUCAACCAUGGAGAUGUGAAGUGCUGCUUUCUGUUCACCUUCGGGACGAAGUGCAGCUGUAUCGUCUACUUGGUGUUGAUGUCCGACGAGUACCACAAGACCUUGACGGACUUGCUUUGGAAGGUGAGUACGGCAAACCUGGGCAUGACAUCGAUCCUGCGCGCCAGCUUCGACAUACUCCUGCCCUGCACUCUGGAUACUUCUGGCUGCUGCAGGCUGCCGGCAAGCUGCUCGGGGGAUAUGUCCAAGUUGGAGAGCAUCUUGAUGAGGCCGGUGGCGGGCGCAGACCUCAAGGAGCUCCUGGCCAACGCGGAGGCAAAAGCCGACUUUGCGGCCUACACCCACAACCUCAUUCGCCAAGUUGACUCACAGCAGACCUUGAACAAUGCCACACUGGCUCUGCAAGGUGUCCGCACCGUCCAGGGUAGCGCCAUGCCCCCCAUGGCCCAGGUGCUGCACAGCCAGAUGCUUGCAUCCGACACGAGCAUGAACAUCACAUUGCACCUCUCCGUGGUGCCCCCGGCGACUUUGGCCAAAGAGUGCCAGCUGAUUGCGGCUAUCCGGUUUGCCGUGCCAGAAGCUUACGCAGAAUCUGAGCCAGAGGCAGAGCCACGUUUCGAGACCUUCUUGACCGAGAAGGAGGUGCCGGAUACAGGGUGUGACCUCGCUUGCAAGUCCAUGGAAGCCAUCUCCGAGGGCAUCGUCGCCAGCCUGGCCGAUCUCCCGAAGUUGGGUCUGCCUGCAGUACUCGCAAGCAGCCAAGCGAUGGACUUUGGUGAUGAGGGUGCCGCCUCUCCGUGCGGGUGCUCGCCGUCCAAUGCCGGUGAUGAGACGAUGACCCUAAGCAAGCUCCUGGAGGAGGUGGCCUUCAAAACGGGACGCCGUGGUUGUGAUGAGGCUGGCAUCAUCGGCUCUUGGGAAGGUACCGUGAGUGAAAGUCUAGGGGGUUACCGCCAGCACAUCGUCUUUGAAGAAGAGGGGAGAGCUCUGGUAACCGUCGGACAACAGACCUUCAUGGCCAACUACACUAUGAACUGCCUCAGUCUUCCCAUGACCUUGGACCUCGAGCUUCCGAGUGCGAUCAUCCCCUACAUCUUCAAGCUUGAGGAGGGCUCCUUGCAUCUUUGUGGUGCCGGAUGUGGAAGAGGGCGGCCAAAGAGUUUCCAUGGCCCCGGCUUGUGCAUCAUGAACCGAGCGGAUUCUUCCGAUGGGCUUCAGCCGGAGGUGGAGCAGCCAGCGAUCUGCGACUCCGGCGCCUCUCCUCCGGAGCUGGGCCGCAAGAAGGUACCAGAUGCACCAUCCAAUCACUUCGUGGCGGCUGGUGUGGAGGAGCCCGGCCACCUGGCACCCCUCGCCGCGGCCGAGCUCAUAUUCGACCAGGAGUACGUCGAGGAUGUUGGCUUUCGGGAGAUCUGCCAGGACCACGCCAUCAAAGAGAUCAAGGCCAUCCAUGGCCGAGGCUCUGAGGAAGAGUGGGCCAGCAUGAGCACAGAGGAGGGUAUUGAUCCGAAGAGCCCGAUUUUCACGUUGGCCACUCGGGACUCUUGCCGGGUCGCCUUGUGUGAGCCGUGCUGGAAUUUUUGUCAAGCUGCCGAAGGCAUUUGCCCGAUUUGCCGUCAGCAGAGUACAGGUGCCGUGGAGGCAUUCCGGGAGCGCUGGGAGAUGCAAAGACAGGGCCGCCACUCUGGCGACGUGAGCCCUCCUCCCGCAGAAAGAUUGCUGCAGGAGGAUCCGUCCCAGCGAAAGGUGGCAUGGACCCACGGAAUGGCGCUCUUGGCAGAGGAUGCAAAGUGCUGCGGGGCUUCGUACAGACAAGGAAUGCCAAUGGAAGAUCUGUUGGAACAGCUCCGCCGGCAGAAAGAAGAGAUUCAUCAGCUGCGGCGAGAAAAG